Molecule: messenger RNA, 2194 nt
Organism: Cucumis sativus (cucumber)
Lineage: Eukaryota; Viridiplantae; Streptophyta; Magnoliopsida; Cucurbitales; Cucurbitaceae
Product: exocyst complex component EXO70H1
Exons: 1
Coding region: 193-2088 (631 amino acids)
Biological process (GO): exocytosis
Cellular component (GO): exocyst
Molecular function (GO): phosphatidylinositol-4,5-bisphosphate binding
Source: RefSeq, a predicted model, not a curated record
CCCUACUUGCUUUAAGAUCAAGCUGAUUAAUUCCCUAUUGUUUACCUUUUUGUCUAUAAAUAUCCCCUCCACUUCUCCAUUUCCCCUAUCAAAUUAUUAUUCCCCCAACAAAAUCUCUCAAAUCAUCUAUUUCCAAUAAUCCAUAAUCAAUAUACCCCAUUUCAUUUCCUUUGAAUUCAUACUUAUUUAACUAUGCCACAAAAGGGAAUGAGGAGUGUGUUCUUCAAUUCUCCAAUUUCUUCUUCUGUACCGAGCACGCCGUCGUCCUCGUCGUCCUCGCACUCGUCGUCUCGACCCACUUUACCGGAUUCAAUGGUUGAGGAGAAUCUUGAAGUUGCAGAAUCGUUUGUGAUGAGGUGGAGACCUGAUUCCACCAUUGUUGGUUCUUUGUUUCAAGGAGAUGACCGUGAUGAAGCUCGGAAGUAUCUCAAAGCCGUUAAGGGUUUGCAUAAUUCCAUGCAUAGCCUUGCUUCUCGGGAUUCAUCUUCCCGGAAGCUUAUGCAUGCUCAUGAUUUGAUGAAGAUAGCUAUGGAGAGGCUACAGAAAGAGUUUUAUCAGAUUUUGUCAGCUAAUCGAGAGUAUUUGUAUCCGGAAUCGGUUUCUGGCAUCCAAUCGCCGAUGACGAUAUCGGCCAGAUCGAGUGUUUCUGAUUUUGAAUUGGAAUCGGAAGAUGAAUUCCGAUUUGCUAAUGAAUCUAUUGCGGAGGUUGAGCGAGUUUCUAUGUCGGCUAUGGCGGAUUUGAAAGCAAUUGCGGAUUGUAUGAUAUCGACGGGCUAUGGUAAAGAAUGUGUGAAGGUUUAUAAAAUUGUGAGGAAGUCGAUAAUUGAUGAGAGUCUCUAUAAUCUAGGGAUUGAGAAAUUGAGUUUUUCGAAAGUUCAGAAGAUGGAUUGGGAGGUUCUGGAAAUCAAAAUCAAAAUCUGGUUGAAAGGUGUCAAAACGGCAGUGAAGUCUUUGUUUGAAGGAGAGAAAAUUCUUUGCGAUCAUGUUUUCUCAGGUUCUGUUCCAAUCAGAGAAUCGUGCUUCGCUCAAAUUUCCAAAGACGGAGCAGAAAUUCUGUUUGGAUUUCCAGAAUUAGUUGCGAAAUACAAGAAAACUCCGGAGAAAAUUUUCAUUAUGCUAGAUCUAUACGAAGCCAUAGCCGAUCUCUGGCCGGAGAUCGAUUACAUUUUCUCAUCCACAGCAACAUCAAUGAUACAGUCACAAGCCGUCAGCUCACUAAUCAAACUCGGAGAGAACAUUCGAACAUUACUCUCGGAAUUCGAAAUGGCUAUUCAGAAAGAAUCAUCGAAAACGCCUGUUCCUAGAGGCGGAGUUCAUCCACUCACUCGCUACGUGAUGAACUACAUCUCAUUCCUCUCCGAUUACAGUGGAAUACUAAACGACAUUGUAGCCGAUUGGUCUUUAGCAACAAAAUUAUCAAUGCCAGAAUCAUAUUACGGAACACCUAAACAAGAAGAUAGUCCAAUUACCUUACGUUUCGCUUGGUUGAUUCUCGUCCUCCUUUGCAAACUGGACGGCAAAGCAGAGCAUUACAACGACGUCGCUCUCUCCUACUUGUUCUUAGCAAACAAUCUCCAGUACAUCGUUGAAAAAGUUCGUACCUCGAAUCUGAGAUUCAUCCUCGGCAGUGAAUGGGUUGAGAGACACGAAUCAAAGAUCAAACUGUACUCCUCCAAGUACAGACGCAUUGGAUGGAGUGGAGUUUUCUCGUCGCUACCGACGGAUGUGACGGCGGAAAUAUCGCCGGAGGAAGCAAGAGAAUCGUUUAUAAAUUUCAACAGAGCUUUUGAAGAAACUUACAGAAAACAAACCUCAUGGAUCGUCCCCGAUCAGAAGCUUCGCGAUGAAAUAAAGAUCUUAUUAGCGAGGGAAAUGGGAGCUCUCUAUGGCGAGUUUUACAAGAGGAAUCGGGUUCGGGUUAGGCGGGUUUCUGGAUCGGACCAUGCGGUCCGAUUAUCGCCUGAUGAUUUGGGCAACUAUUUAUCGGAUCUAUUUUACGGGCAUGGAUCCGAAAGUGUUGGGAGCGGGUCCUCGUCUCAUUCAUCAUCCCAUUCCUCGCCGUCUUCUCGAGGGCGAUUGGCCCGUUGACACGUGGAUGCCCCUCCCCCCGGUUGUUUUACAUUAUUCAUGUACAUAAAAUUCUUUUAUACAAAUAAAUGAAUUAGAGUUUGGUGGUACCCUUUCUUCUUAUUUA